UUUUGAAUUUACAGCGCUAAUAUUACUAUUAAAUUAUUGAAGCAGAAGAUGUCGUGCAGCCCUACAAUGUUUCAAGAACUGGAAGCUCCACCAGGUAGUGGUCAAGAAGAUCAAAGAGCUCUCCAGAUUGCGUUGGAAUUAUCAAAUUUGGGACUUCUAGGCACCGGCGAUGAUGACAGUUCAACAUCCAGCUAUGAUGAGAUUACGAAAAGCAAGAAAAGCCAAAAUAUGACAGAAUGUGUACCUGUUCCCAGCUCUGAGCAUGUGGCAGAAAUUGUCGGCAGGCAAGGAUGUAAAAUCAAGGCUUUGCGGGCAAAAACCAGUACAUACAUCAAAACACCUGUUAGAGGAGAAGAACCAGUGUUUGUUGUAACUGGCAGGAAAGAAGAUGUAGCAAUGGCGAGGCGGGAAAUUCAAUCUGCUGCUGAACAUUUUACACAAAUUAGAGCUACAAGGAAUAAGGCUGGUGUUCCAAACACAGUUGCACCUGUACCUGGAUUAGCACAUCCUAUGACCGUAUCAUCUGGAAAUUCUUCACCCACUGAUCUCACUUCACCUGGUACAAUCACACUGCAAGUCAGGGUUCCAUACAGAGUUGUUGGAUUAGUUGUCGGACCUAAAGGUGCUACUAUCAAAAGGAUACAACAGCAAAGUCAUACAUAUAUCGUCACACCGAGCAGGGACAAAGAACCAGUGUUUGAAGUUACAGGUCUUCCAGAGAAUGUUGAAAAAGCCAAAGAAGAAAUUGAAGCUCAUAUUGCUGCCAGAACAGGUAGUCAACAUCGGGAUGUAGAUGAUGAUUUUGCGAGUAAUGGAACUGUUGUUGGCAGUCCUGCUAGCUUUGCAGCAAGAAACCAGUCUGCAUUCACACCAUACCGAAACAGCCCUCUCAUGAGCCAGAACAGGCCUGAUCUUGGAGAUGCCAGCUUUAGAUUUCCAAUGCAGCCAAUUGACAACCCAUUCUUCAGCAACUAUCAGAUUCCAGGAUAUUCUAAGUUUUCACAAGCGACCAACCAACAAAACACAUUGAUGGAUAUGACACAAAAUGGAGCAUUGAACAUGUAUGCACAAAAUACAACUUCACCAAUCGAUCAGCUCGAUACUCAUCCUGAUCAGAUUACCUCAAAUGCGUUGGGUUUUGAUGCAUCUGCAGCACCGGCUACCUCAUGGGCUCUUGGUGACUACAACAACGGGCCUUUGUCAUUCCCAAUCUUUUCAUCUGCAUCUGAUGCCACCACCUCCAUCACUCAAGUGCCCUUGAAUGGAGCAGUUCUCCCAUCUCGUCUCUCUCCUACCUUCUCAGACAGUGAUUUCCCCUUGGCAUUACAACCAGCACAAAGUGUACAAUCGCCGAUGUCAAACUUAUCAAGACCACCAAUGCGAAGAGUUGGAUCAGAUUCUGUGGAUUCUACUGGUAGCAGCAUUCACAGCCUUGAUUUCGGCAAUGUAUUGCACAAGACGGUGUCCAAUGGAAUUAAUAUUGAAAGUGGUUACUCUUCAGGCAGCACCACUGACAGUCAAACAUCUGGCUCACCUGUGGAAAAUAUUUGUGGCAUAUUGGGAAAUAUGCGUACUGCAUCACCACCUCGUGUAUGUAUGAUGUGCCACGAAGGAUCUGUUAUGGCUGCUCUUGUUCCAUGUGGCCACAACCUCUUCUGUUAUGAAUGUGCCAACAAUGCUGCUCUCAAUUCCGCACGUUGUCCCUGCUGCAACGAAACAGCAACAUUGGCUCUUCGUAUAAAAACAGAGCCCGUUGCUUGAAUUUCAAUCAUCAGCAGCAAACAAACAUUGAAAGCCCUCAGUGGUAGGUUUUUAUUUUCUUCCACAACUAUGUAUGAACAAUACCUGGAACCAAUAAUUAUGCUGUUUUUUACUGUGUUUUCUUUUUAUUGAGUUCGGGGUGCGACGUCUUCCUUGGUAUUGGGCUUUGCCAUUUGUAUUUUAAGGUUGACAAAUUCUUUCGAUUUUCUUGAUUCUACAGCACAUUUUUAAAUUUUAUGUGCUCUGAACACAUUGCUUAGAUUCUGUCAAGGUUAUUUCCUCAUUUGCCUUUAAAAUAUUCAAAUCAUAUAAAUUAAAGUUAGUUUUUUUUUGAGAGUGCAUUAAAAAGGCAAUAGGGUUUACCUCGUCAAUCAUUGAAAUUCUCCAGGCACUGCCAAAUGAGUAGCCUACUUAUAUACUUCUACUACCGCCAUAUCCACAUUCACAACUUGCUUUCUCACCAGAUUUCAACCUUCAACGGCCAUAAUUUUUAUUUCCCACCAAGCAUAAUCAUUUAUUUGUUCUCCCGCAUGUUAUUUUUCAAUAGAAAUAUGAAUAUAUUAGAUAUAUUAUAUAUUUUGUAAUUUUGUACGACCGCAUUUUAUUUUAUACCUUGUUUAUUAACACUUUUCCAUCUUGUAAAUUUGAUUUUUUUUCUUUUCUCACUUGCCUUGUGGCGUAUGCUAUCAUGUGCACUAGUUGCAUACCUAUAUAUUUUUGCGUUACUUAUUCAAAAUGCACAGUUUCACUUCUCACAAUCACAUUUUGUUUGGCUUAUCCCUCUAUGUAUACCAUAGUUCGUUUCACUUUGUUUUCGCAUCAUCGUUUGUUAAAAUGUUUCCAUUGGUGGCUGAUUUGGCCUUUCAUUCGUCUUCACUGCCUAUACUAAAAAAAGUCCUUGCCUGUCGAGGCAAAAUGAAACAUGUUUUUAAGUUUGGUGGCCAUGUCUUGAAAAUCAGGAUUACAUUUUCAUAAUUAUUGUUAUCGCACAAUAUAUUCCGUUUGGGACUGAAAAUUUCACUGUCCCCUUAAAAAUAAAAUUUGUUGGUUGUGUGACCAAAUAAGAGUUCUUAUCAAGUUGAUAGUUCUUACUGUGCUCUAGAAAUCAUUGGUGCUAUCUUAUUGCUGCUUGCAACCGUACUUACUGCCUGAUAAAAGUAGUUUUAAAGAAGUUUAUAUUUAUUUCUUAUUACACGCCUGUCCCUUGAUUAAACAACAUCCUUUUUUUGUUCGGUUUUAUUUGGUUAGACAAUAUAUGAAUUCUUGAGACUUAAACAAAACAGAAUCUAAUUUCCUGUAGUAAAUAGUAAUACUCCGUCCUUAAAAAUUAUUUGCCUUGUUGGGUUGUUAGGGAAAUCAAAAUACCAAGACUGUGAACUAUUUAUAAUGUGGGUCUGGCAGUAACAAGAUUUGAUUAAGCUUGUGUGUAUUAUCUAACUGUCCACUGUCAUAUUACUGAGCUAAAGUUAUUUUUGUUUUAAAUUACAAUUAUGUGAAUCUGAAAAAUCAUGGAUGGUUCGUAACAAUCCAUGUAGUUUGUAUAAGUUGUUGUAGCUGCCAAAUAACAGUUCGGUAGAAAUCCCAUAGAAGGACCUUAUUUUGUUCCAAGCAUAUCUGUAUCUUGGCAUGUUUUCGUAAUCUAAAGAUGGUGGGUAAAUUCCAUUUGUCAACAAGGGUCCUGGCUAAUUCUAGUCCUUAUUGUUUUUGUUCAUAUAUCUACCAAGAGGUUUUUUACAGCAAAGUCUGCUUUUAACAUUCUUAUUUUACACUUUUAAUUGUCGAAGAGCUGCUACGAUAGUUUUUUUUUCUUAAAGUUUAGCUAUAGUUUAUAAUAACAUCCCCUUAAUAAGUCUGGGCCUGACACAAAUAUAGAAAUAAGUAAUUAUUAUAACAGUGUUCCUGUAAUCGCAAAGAUUGAAAAAAGUCUUUCACUUUCCAACCCCAUUAUGGGAGAAUUUGAUUGACCAAUUUUGUCAUGAAUAUUGAGUAAUUAACAAUUAUGCUGCAUUCUUUUGUUUCAUUCAUGAUAUAUUUACUGUACUUUCAAGUAUAAUUUCGUUAGAGUUUGUUGUUUUUGUUACAAUUUUCUUUCUUCCUAAUAUCUCAUAUCCCUUUAGUUUGCUGCUAAAUGUAUGUGACCGCGAAUUUUAUUUGUGAUGGGUCAUGUGUAAGUUGUAGUUGGAAAGUGAAUUGCGAUAUAAUUUUUUGCAUUCACUUAACCUGCAACUUGGCAUGACACAAGUCAAAUGACUGGGGUAUGGACAAAAUUGUCCAACCCUUGUGUGAUUGUGUAGCCAUCGAUCAUUGAGCAAGAGUUAACAAAGUAAAGAGUUUUUUUUAUUUUAUGAAGGCAAGUUUUGUUAUACUUAUAAUAAUAAUAAUAUCUGUAUCUAUAUAUUCUAUAGACAACUUUGUGGCCAGAACUGAAUGUUUAUUUGUUUAAAGCUUGAAUUAUGAGAUUGUAAAAGAGUUUUAUUUUUUCCCAUUAAAAUGUAUUUCGUUCUUCAA
Molecule: messenger RNA, 4269 nt
Organism: Styela clava
Lineage: Eukaryota; Metazoa; Chordata; Ascidiacea; Stolidobranchia; Styelidae
Product: RNA-binding protein MEX3B-like
Molecular function (GO): RNA binding
Source: RefSeq, a predicted model, not a curated record